Molecule: messenger RNA, 408 nt
Organism: Debaryomyces fabryi
Lineage: Eukaryota; Fungi; Ascomycota; Pichiomycetes; Serinales; Debaryomycetaceae
Product: mitochondrial pyruvate carrier
Exons: 1
Coding region: 1-408 (135 amino acids)
Biological process (GO): pyruvate import into mitochondria
Cellular component (GO): mitochondrial inner membrane
Molecular function (GO): pyruvate transmembrane transporter activity
Source: RefSeq, a predicted model, not a curated record
AUGGCAGCUUCAGCACAACACGCUUCUAAAUUUACACGUUAUUUACAUUCUGAAACAGGACCUAAAACGGUUCACUUUUGGGCCCCAGUAUUAAAGUGGUGCUUGGUUAUUGCUGGGUUCAAUGAUUUACAAAGACCUGUUGAAAAGAUCAGUGGUACUCAACAAGUUGCAUUAUUUGCUACUGGUGCUAUAUGGACUAGAUGGGCAGGAUUUGUUAUCAAACCUCGUAACUUUUUAUUAGCAAGUGUUAACUUCUUUUUAGGAGGUGUUGCCGGGUACCAAAUCUACAGACUUGCCGACUAUAGAGUAAAGGCUGGAGAUUCACCAGCACAAGUUUUCAAUUAUAUUGUAAGUGGAUCCAGUGAUACUCCCGAACCAGCUACAAAUACGGAACCAACGACAAAAUAA